GCGAUCCCCAGUGUAGCGCGCGGCGCCCUACCCCUCUCUCGUGUGGCGGCCGUAGUCGCGGGCAUGCCCUCGGACGUGGACGAGGAGAUACGGCAGGCGCAGCAGGCGCGCGGCACCUCGCUCACCGCGAUCGCCGACGACGAUGUCUACAACACCGACCGGUAUGCGGGCAUGGACACGUCGAUUGCGCCCGGCGAGGCGCAGGAGGAUGGCGCGGAGCCGGCCGCGAAGCGGUCGUCGUUCACGGCGCCAAAGCACCUGCUCGAGGCGGUGCCGCAGCAGCCCGAGGACGACGACCCCAUGAGCCAGCGCUCCAACCGCAUCGCCGACCGCGAGGACGAGUACCACGCGCGCAGGCAGCGGGUGCUCUCCCCGUCGCGCGCGGACCCGUUCGCCAAGGGGGCCGGCGGGUCGUCGGAGCGGUCGUACCGCGACGUAAUGGCGGAGGCCGACAUUGCGCGCCAGAAGGACGAGAUCCGGCGCAAGCUCGCCGAGCAGUCGGAGGAGGGCGCCACGGGCUGGGACGCGACGCCGACGCCGGGGCGUGUGGCGGACGCGAGCAAGUGGGACUCCACGCCGACCCCCGGCCGCAGCAAGUGGGACGCGACCCCCACGCCCGGCCGCGGCGCGGACGGCGGCAGCCGCUGGGACAGCACGCCAACCCCGGGGCGCGGUGCGGACGGCGGCAGCCGCUGGGAUAGCACGCCAACCCCGGGGCGCGUGGGGGACGUCAACGCGACGCCGUCGCGCGGCAACCGCUGGGACGAGACACCGACUCCCGGCCGCGCGGGCGCCACCAGCGCAUGGGACAGCGGCCCGAGCGCGACGCCGCUGCACGGGCACGCCAACAUCGGCGCCACGCCGGUGGGGCCGAUCGACGCGCAGACGCCGGCGGUGGGCGGGAUGGGCCUCGGCCCUCUCGGCUCCGGCUCGCUCAACAACGACGUCGCGCAGACGCCCGAGCAGAUCCAGGUGAGCCGGUGGGAGCGCGAGAUGGAGGAGCGGAACCGGCCGCUGACGGACGACGACCUCGACGCGCUUUUCCCUCCGAGCGGGUACAAGGUGCUCAAGCCGCCCGACUCUUACGUGCCCAUCCGCACGCCGGCGCGCAAGCUCCUCGCCACGCCGACCCCUGCCGAGGGCGCGACGCCGCUCUACCAGAUCCCCCUGCCGUUUGUCAAGCCGGAGGACUACCAGUACUUUGCGCCGCUGCUCAAGGAGGACGAGGAGAUCGAGGACAUGACGGUGGCAGCGGUCGAGGAGGCGCGCGAGCGGAAGAUCAUGAAGCUGCUGCUCAAGGUCAAGAACGGCACGCCGCCGAUGCGGAAGCAGGCGCUGCGCCAGCUCACCGACAAGGCGCGCGAGUUUGGCGCGGGGCCCCUCUUCAACCAGAUCCUGCCGCUGCUCAUGUCGCCGACGCUCGAGGACCAGGAGCGCCACCUGCUGGUCAAGGUGAUCGACCGCAUUCUGUACAAGCUCGACGACCUGGUGCGCCCCUUUGUGCACAAGAUCCUCGUCGUGAUUGAGCCGCUGCUCAUCGACGAGGACUACUACGCGCGCGUCGAGGGGCGCGAGAUCAUCGCCAACCUCGCAAAGGCCGCCGGGCUCGCGACGAUGAUUGCGACCAUGCGGCCCGACAUCGACAACGUCGACGAGUACGCGCGCGCCUUCUCGGUGGUCGCGUCGGCGCUCGGCGUGCCCGCGCUGCUCCCCUUCCUCAAGGCGGUCUGCAACUCGAAGAAGAGCUGGCAGGCGCGCCACACCGGCAUCAAGAUCGUGCAGCAGAUCGCCAUCCUGAUGGGGUGCUCCGUGCUGCCGCACCUGCGCGCGCUGGUGGAGAUCAUCGAGGCGGGGCUCAACGACGAGCAGCAAAAGGUGCGGACGAUCACGGCGCUCUCGCUCGCCGCGCUCGCCGAGGCGGCCACGCCCUACGGCAUCGAGGCUUUCGACUCGGUCCUCAAGCCGCUCUGGAAGGGCAUCCGGCAGCACCGCGGCAAGGGGCUCGCCGCCUUCCUCAAGGCGAUCGGCUUCAUCAUCCCGCUCAUGGACGCCGAGUACGCCAACUACUACACGCGCGAGGUGAUGAUCAUCCUGCUGCGCGAGUUCGCCUCGCCCGACGAGGAGAUGAAGAAGAUCGUCCUCAAGGUGGUCAAGCAGUGCGUCGCGACGGAGGGCGUGCAGCCGGCGUACGUGCGCGCCGAGAUCCUGCCGGAGUUCUUCAAGAACUUUUGGGUGCGGCGGAUGGCGCUCGACCGGCGCAACUACCGCGCGCUGGUCGAGACGACCGAGGAGCUCGCCAAGAAGGUCGGCGCCUCCGAGAUUGUCACGCGCAUCGUCGAGGACCUCAAGGACGAGUCGGAGCCGUACCGCAAGAUGGUGAUGGAGACCGUCGAGAAGGUCAUCUCGUCCCUCUCCGCGGCCGACAUUGACCAGCGGCUCGAGGAGCAGCUCGUCGACGGCAUCCUGUACGCCUUCCAGGAGCAGACCAACGAGGACACCGCGGUGAUGCUCAACGGCUUCGGCACCAUCGUCUCCGCGCUCGGGUCGCGCACCAAGCCGUACCUGCCGCAGAUCUGCGGCACCAUCAAGUGGCGGCUGAACAACAAGAGCGCGAAGGUGCGGCAGCAGGCGGCGGACCUCAUCUCGCGCGUCGCGGUCGUGAUGCGCGCGUGCAACGAGGAGCAGCUGAUGGGCCACCUGGGCGUGGUGCUGUACGAGUACCUCGGCGAGGAGUACCCCGAGGUGCUCGGCUCCAUCCUCGGCGCGCUCAAGGCGAUCGUCAACGUGAUUGGCAUGACCAAGAUGACGCCGCCGAUCAAGGACCUGCUGCCGCGCCUCACGCCCAUCCUCAAGAACCGGCACGAGGUGGUGCAGGAGAACUGCAUCGACCUCGUCGGCCGCAUCGCCGACCGCGGCGCCGAGUACGUCUCCGCGCGCGAGUGGAUGCGCAUCUGCUUUGAGCUGCUCGACAUGCUGCGCGCGCACAAAAAGGCGAUCCGCCGCGCGACGGUCAACACCUUUGGCUACAUCGCAAAGGCCAUCGGGCCGCAGGACGUGCUCGCGACGCUGCUCAACAACCUCAAGGUGCAGGAGCGGCAGAACCGCGUCUGCACGACUGUCGCGAUCGCCAUCGUCGCCGAGACGUGCUCGCCGUUCACGGUGCUGCCCGGGCUGCUCAACGAGUACCGCAUCCCAGAGCUCAACGUGCAGAACGGCGUGCUCAAGUCCCUCUCCUUCCUCUUCGAGUACAUUGGCGAGAUGGGGCGCGACUACGUGUACGCCGUCGUGCCGCUCCUCGAGGCGCGGGCGGACGCGCUCAUCGACCGGGACCUGGUCCACCGGCAGACGGCGUGCACCACGGUCAAGCACAUGGCGCUCGGCUCGGUCGGGCUCGGGCUCGAGGACGCGAUGCAGCACUGCCUCAACCUGCUCUGGCCAAACAUCUUCGAGACGUCGCCCCACGUCAUCAACGCCGUCAUGGAGGCCAUCGAGGGCAUGCGCUGCUGCCUCGGCCCGACGGCCGUGCUCCUCUACACGUUGCAGGGGCUCUUCCACCCGGCGCGAAAGGUUCGCGAGGUCUACUGGAAGAUCUACAACAACCUCUACAUCGGGUCGCAGCCGGCAAUGGUGGCUGCGUACCCGCGCAUCGCCGACGACGUCCUCAACCGGUAUGGCCGUACCGAGCUGGACCUGUUCCUCUGAGGGCCGCCGCGACGGGUCCCCUUUUGAGCGCCUCGCUGGGGGUGCGGCCGCUCUUCUCGCCGUCCUUGGCUUCCGUGUGCUGCCGCGUGCCGCUGCCGGGGAGAGACGUCGAGAAGGUGGUGUUUAGAGCAUUUCAGGUGUUUUCUUCUGUUUUGUUACGAUCUCCUUUUUUUA
Messenger RNA from Emiliania huxleyi CCMP1516, 3876 nucleotides. RefSeq lists its product as hypothetical. The transcript is spliced from 11 exons. Lineage: Eukaryota; Haptophyta; Isochrysidales; Noelaerhabdaceae. Gene Ontology annotation, cellular component: U2 snRNP; U2-type prespliceosome; catalytic step 2 spliceosome. The coding region runs from base 64 to 3702 and encodes 1212 amino acids. Gene Ontology annotation, molecular function: mRNA binding. The record is from RefSeq and is a predicted model, not a curated record. Gene Ontology annotation, biological process: spliceosomal complex assembly.